Rhagoletis zephyria (snowberry fruit fly) is the source of this 822-nucleotide messenger RNA. Its product is annotated as cathepsin L1-like. The record is from RefSeq and is a predicted model, not a curated record. Gene Ontology annotation, biological process: proteolysis. Gene Ontology annotation, molecular function: cysteine-type peptidase activity. Lineage: Eukaryota; Metazoa; Arthropoda; Insecta; Diptera; Tephritidae.
AUGACCGGCCACGUCCCGCCCUCUGAGGAGGACCUCGAAGAGGAUGAUGGUGAAAAUGGACUGACCCGUCGCCGACGCUCCAGCGGCAGUGACUCCCAGUGUCAGGUGGACUCGGGUCGGUCGUUGCCUCGAAGCUUCGACUGGCGUGACCAGGAUAAGGUGACCAGCGUAAAGAAUCAAGGCAGCUGUGGAUCUUGCUGGACCUUCGCCUCGAUGGGCGCCAUGGAGUCGGCCAUUCUGAUCAAGAACAACCAGAAGGCCUCCAGCAACAACAUCGACCUUUCAGAGCAGCUGCUAGUGAACUGCGGCAAGCAGCAGGCCGGCUACCGGGGCGGCGGCUGCCAGGGCGGCAACUCCCAGAUCGCCUUCAGCUUCGUCCAGAAGGACUUCACCACCUCGGAGUCGGUCAGGCCGUACCAGGCGAAGGACGAGACCUGCGAGAUGAACUCCGUCCGCUCUGACCGGCGCAGCAUCAGCGACUACUGCGUCCGCAGCAAGUUCCGCUACAGCUACUCGAGCCGGGCGGAGCAACUGUCCGAUGACACGAUGAUGCGGGCGCUGGUGCAGAAGGGCCCCCUCUACAUUGCCAUCAACGCCAAUCCGCUGCAGUACCGAAACCUCCGCUCGGGAGUUCUCAAUGAGCCGGGCUGCUCCACGCAGACCAACCACGCCGUCCUCCUGGUCGGCUACGAUGGCUCAGACAACAGCUGGAUCAUCAAGAACAGCUGGGGACCUUACUGGGGCGACCGAGGCUACUUCAAGAUGGCCCGCGGCUCAAACAUGUGCGGCGUGAACACCGAAAUUGCCUGGCCAAUUUUGUAA